Molecule: messenger RNA, 2480 nt
Organism: Notolabrus celidotus (New Zealand spotty)
Lineage: Eukaryota; Metazoa; Chordata; Actinopteri; Labriformes; Labridae
Gene: aldoca
Product: aldolase C, fructose-bisphosphate, a
Exons: 8
Coding region: 19-1110 (363 amino acids)
Biological process (GO): fructose 1,6-bisphosphate metabolic process; glycolytic process
Cellular component (GO): cytosol
Molecular function (GO): fructose-bisphosphate aldolase activity
Source: RefSeq, a predicted model, not a curated record
GACAAUCACUCACUCAGGAUGACACACCAUUAUCCAACACUUUCUGAGGCCCAGAAGAGGGAGCUGCAUGAGACCGCUCUACGCAUAGUUUCUCCAGGGAAAGGCAUCCUGGCUGCAGAUGAGUCUGUGGGCAGCAUGGCCAAGCGGCUGGCCCAGGUUGGGGUGGAGAACACAGAGGAGAACCGCAGACAGUUCAGGCAGAUUCUCUUCAGUGCAGACGAUCGCAUUAAUGCUUGCAUCGGAGGGAUCAUCUUCUUCCACGAGACGCUGUAUCAGCACUCUGAUAACGGCAUUCCCUUUGUCAAGACGAUCAGGGACAGGGGCAUCAUGGUCGGCAUCAAGGUUGACAAAGGUGUGGUCCCCUUGGCAGGAACAUCUGGAGAAACCACGACACAGGGUCUGGAUGGUUUGUCAGAGCGCUGUGCACAGUAUAAAAAGGAUGGAGCCGUCUUUGCAAAGUGGCGCUGUGUCCUCAAAGUCAGUGAUGCCAAUCCUUCCAAACUGGCCAUCGCAGAAAAUGCAAAUGUGCUUGCACGCUAUUCCAGUAUAUGCCAGCAGCACGGCAUUGUGCCCAUCAUAGAGCCGGAGAUUUUGCCUGAUGGAGAUCAUGACCUGAAACGAAGCCAGUAUAUCACAGAGAAGGUCUUGUCUGCAGUGUACAAGGCCAUGUCUGAUCACCAUGUUUACCUGGAGGGCACUCUCCUCAAACCCAACAUGGUCACAGCCGGACACAGCUGCCCCACCAAGUACAGCCCGGAGGAGGUUGCUAUGGCAACUAUCACUGCCUUGUGCCGCACUGUUCCCCCAGCGGUUACAGGAGUGACUUUUCUCUCAGGUGGUCAGAGUGAAGAGGAGGCCUCUGUCCACCUGAAUGCCAUCAACAACUGCCCUCUGGCCAAACCCUGGAUCCUGACAUUCUCCUUUGGCAGAGCCCUUCAGGCGUCUGCACUGAGAGCCUGGAGAGGACAUAAAGAGAACGAGAAAGUCGCCACAGAGCAGUUCAUCAAGAGAGCAGAGGCGAACAGUCAAGCAUGUCAAGGGAAGUAUAACGGUGCUGAUCACUACAGCGAGGUUGGACAGCACAUCUACGGUCCCUGUCAUGCAUACUGAUUGGUUUUUAGGAGCUACAUUUCAAUCAGCAUUGUGUUCUUCAUUACCACGACAAGGACAAAUCAUCGUCCAAAUACUCUAGUUAUAUUAAGAUUCUAACGCUCAUGAUUAUGUUACAUGCAAACAAAUAACGGUGUGUUUUCUUGCCUUGACAAAUGAGGACAAUCAGAACAUGGCCUUGAGUAUUUCUAAUGCAUAGAUUGAAUGAAACAUGUUUGUGUAUUUGUUGUUAUAAAUGUACUGUAUGCUAUUGUGUCAGUGACAUAUCUACAGCAUAGUAUCAAAUUGAAUAGUGUACCAUAAGCUGUAAGUAGACUGAAUUCUAGCAGCAUUAAUUUAGAUUGCGGCGUUAUGAAGCCCCUAAGGAGGAAAGGUUUAGUGAAAUCCUGCAAAAGUUACUCUGAAAAAACAAAUUUUAUUUUUCCUCCAUGUCCCUUAAGGGCCUCCAUACAGCACAGUUAAUUAGAAAUAGUGGAAAUUGCUGAAUUUGCUGUACUGUACCGUAUCUGCAUAGAGGCCAGGGUUUAGAAGCACAGACCUUGUCAUGUCAUAAUGCUGUAUUACAGGAUGUAAGUUUGAAUAUCAUUUAGAAAUAUUGACUGUUGGGAUUUCCUCCAUACUGUGUUGUUUGUGUUAUUUCUAAUUAUUUGUAACUCUUUAAGGCUGUUACUGUUAAACGAAAAAACGUAUUUAAAUGCAAAGAAUCUCCAAAAUCCUCAUGUUUCCUCUACUUCUUGAUUGAACAACAGGUGACAGAUUGUGAAAACAUGCUGGGACAUUUGACCUUAUUUAAAGUCAAAACAUACUGUUAGACAACAGCUAGCAUAAACAUUCAGCCACUUACUUACUAGUGCUGUGUAAGUUUGGAACUGGCUGAAAGCUUGCACCAUACAAAAUAUGGAAUUCAUAUGUAAAGCAGAGUUUUUUCAGAAUGUAACUAAUAUAAUUUAAUAAGACAGGUAUCAAAUGUGCUUUCAUUUCAAAGGUGGCUAGAUUUCUCUCUGGAGAAGCACUAAAAUUAAUUGGAUUGGUACACAUACAUUACAUUUAUUUGCUUUAAAAUGUUGUAAACAAAAGUUUGAUUCAUUUGAGCUUCACAACCUCAGCUUGACUUGGUCAAUAUGUGAAAAAAGAUUCUAUGUACGUCAGUGUACUUUCAAGCAGAGAAACAUCUUUUUGAGUGACUAUUUCAGUUUUGUGGAUGACCAUCCAAAAUUAGAAAUAUUAUACCAGUAUAAUAUUUCUAAUAUUAAUUCCUCAAGUAUCAUCUAUGCACAACAAUAACUUACAAUAUAAUGCAGUUUUGUGUUGUCAUUCUGAAUUGUAUUCUGUACUUGGGUUUGUAUCAUAGGAUGUUAAAAUGUAAUCAU